Drosophila ficusphila is the source of this 4852-nucleotide messenger RNA. RefSeq lists its product as uncharacterized. The record is from RefSeq and is a predicted model, not a curated record. The transcript is spliced from 7 exons. NCBI's taxonomy places the organism in Eukaryota, Metazoa, Arthropoda, Insecta, Diptera, Drosophilidae.
UUCAGUUAUCGCGUAGCCGCCGUGUGUGUCGCAGGACUCGGAUUCAGUUAUCGAGUAGCCGCCGUGUGUGACGGACAGCCGCCGACGCCUCAGGUUCGCGAUUGGAUUUAAAGUGCAUUCAAUUAACAUAAAGUGUAAUUAAAGCCCUCAAUCGCUCUCCGCUGAUGCUCAUUAAAGGGAAGCGAACGAAAAGUGAGCAGCGGCUGCGAAACUAAGGCCAUUAAAGCGCCUUCGGAGCUCUCCGUGUUGAACGGGCAGCAGUGCAAUUGGAAUUCAAUCAAGUUGAACGGAAAUUGUCUCAAAUUAAAAUUGAGUUCCCAUUUACAUUCAGCCUCCAUAAAUUGGCAUGGCUGCGAAAAUCGCUGCCCACUUAAGAGGGCCCACAUUUAGCAGGCGCAGCAUCAGCAUUUUAAAUGCAGCAUUUCACCCUCGAGUGAGUGGCAAGAUGAAAAAGUACAGGUGUGCAUUCUAAAAAUAACAAACAACUCGAGUGAGAUAAAAACAGCAACUGCGACCGAGGUGUAAAGUGCUAACGCAAACACAAAACUGGCGAAGGAGCGUAAACAAACAUCGCAACAUAGCAACCUAAAACGGCGAACAAACAGCGCUGAAGGUUGUCCUGCCGGAUCCCUGCGAUUCUGCGGGCUUGUGAGUGUGUGAGUGGGCCAACGGAAGGAGCCAAAGUAAGCGCAAAAAAUGUGCAAGUAAUGUGCAGCCAGUAGAGUGCAAUGCCAUCCGUGAAAUCCGCCGAAAGUGAGAUUCUUCUUGGGAUUAUUAGGAGCGACAGCAUGACGAACGGCCAUUCCUUGAGGUCCUGCCUUCUGCUGGCCACCGUCCUGGGAUUACUCUGCCGCACCAAGGCGCUGCCCUUUGAGUAUGUGGACGAGCACGAGGACUUCAACUACGACCUGGACACGGCCCAAUCGCAGGCGAAGUACGACGCUCGCCUGCUCUCGCAACAGAUGCUCAGCGAGGCGGAGUUGCAGCUCCAGCGGAUGAGCGGGGGGGCGCAGGAGAACGGCUUGGACGGCGACUCGCCUGGAGCUCAGGGGAGCGCAGUGGGAUCCGAGCUGGAAGCUGCCUCCUCGGCGCAGGAGGACCUCGAACCGCACAGCAGAGCAGCAGCCUGCUUCACCAACGGACACAAGUACACACACGGACAGAAGGUGCCCCGCCAGGAUGCCUGCGAGGUGUGUCUCUGCAUGGACGGCGAGAUCUUCUGCUGGUGGGAGAAGUGCGAUAAGGCCAAUGCAAACAAGGCGGCAGCGGCAGCGGCGGAGGCGACGGAGGGAAGCAGCCAUAAAGUUAACGCCGGACUUGGACUGGCUGCUGGUGGUGGUGCUCGUCUUAGUGUUGGCCAAGGCGGUGGCAAUGGAAUCAGCAACAGCAACAGCAACAGCAAUGGCAACAGCAAUGGCGACGGCGAUGGUGACUACUCGGAUCCGUAUCGCCACGAGAGCACAACGGGAAAGUCAACAAAAGCGCAUAAAGCUGCUAGGAAAGUUGGCAAGCGGCGCAAGCAUCACAAGAAUCAAAAGAAUUUUAAUGACUACGAAGUUUACCACAGCCAGCGGCAGAAGCAGCCGGAUUAUAAAAAGUCCACCAUUAAGCAGCAGCAGCAGCAACAGCUACAGAAGAAGCUCAAAAGUGACGGCGGUGGCAACUACAAUAUAAUCAAGCAACACAAACACGAGCAGCAGCAGCAGGAACAGCAACAACAACAGCAACUGUAGCAGCAGCAGCAGCAGCAGCAACAGCAACAGAGUGUGGCAGCUUUGGCUGUUAAUCAGACGGCGAAGGCGACGCAUUAUCAGCAGGCAGCUGCCUCGCCGCCCCCGCAGCACAACUACCAUCCGCACCAGCAGCCGCACUCGGCCAGCAAAAUCCUGAACUUCCCCGAGAACCUGCCGGCCUUGCUGUACUACGACUACAAGACCGAGGAGCACGAGCACCACCAGCACCAGCACCACCAGCAGCACUUGCUCCACGAGAAGCAGCGCCUGCUGCAGCAGCAACAGGAGGCGUUGGCGCGACAAAAGGCGGCUGCCUCGGCAGCGGGAUCGGAGGCGGAGUUGGGGGCGCCAGAUGCUGCCGUUGAACUCGGCGGCGACAAAAACUCUGAUGAGGCGGAAACCGACAGCGAUAUUCUGCCGGAGCCGCCAACAAAGCAGCCCAAGGCAGCCGCCGCACAAUGGCCAACUAGCAGUACGGCCAGGGCGCUGAUGACAACCCGGCCAGUUGCCACUGUGGCAGCCACGUCUGCCUCAACGACAGCGUUGACAGGAACAAAUGAAAUGGUGACAAGCACGCUGUCUGGCUUGGAGAAGUCCGGAGCCACGGUUGCAGCCACAAACGACGGACAGCUGCAACAUGACGCCGCAGGACAUGACGCGGAGCCCGAUGACGCCUUCCACCGAUGGCUGACAUCCACCGAGCUGAAUGCUGACAACACAAACUCGCUGGACGACAACUCGGAGCAGGAAACGCCGCCAUCGACAAUAAUCGAUGAUGUUGGCCUGGCCAACAAGAGUGACAGGAGCAGCGGCAAAGACAAUGGCAGCGAUGCCGUCUUCUUUCGCAGCUCGUACAACGAUUACAGCAGCGAAUUCAAUGGGAGCGUUGUCAAUAUUGACAUUACACUAACUGCAGUUGAUGUGCAUCCUCGUCGCCAAACGGAUUUAAUUGCAAAUGGCAACAGAACGUCAGGCGUUAACGACAAUGGCAACAGCAACAGCAACAGCAACACCAAUAGCAAUAGCAAUGGUGGUGCAGCAGGGACAACAAUGGACCCACAGGCAGCCAGCAGCGGCAUCAGCAGCAAUAACAGCAAUAGCAGCAUCAAAAGCAACAACAACAGCAGCAGGAGCAAUCAGGAUCAGCCUCAGCAGAGUCCUCGUGUUCCGCCGUACACCCUGACAACGAUUAUAACAACGACGCCGAUGGCACCAGGGCGUAUGUGCAAUGUUUUGGGCAAACUGUAUAAAAUUGGCGACAUUCUGCCACAGGAUACGGGCAACUGUCUGCAGUGCAUUUGCACGGACGCCGUGACACCCGACGAGAUGCCGAGCGUCACCUGCAGUCCGCACAAUUGCCCGCCGCUGGUUCUGCCGGAUCUAUUCGAUGCGACUGGUUACUGAGGUUACGGGUUUGUGCUGUAAGUUGGCGGGGGACGGAGAACGGAGGAUGGAGUUCGCUGGAGGAUGUGGCAGACGCGGAGUGCGGUGGAGGAUGUGGUGCCCGGUGGCAGGUGACACGCCAAGGGGCGUGGGUUUGUAUAGUUUUCGGAUAGAUCGGAGCGUGAUUUAAAUUUUGAAACCGAAGCCACAACUGCAGCAAGCCAUAGGAAUCGAAUCGAAUCGAAUCGAGUUGAAUAGCAUCGAAUUGGAUUGAAUCACAACAGAACACUCACAAGUCUCACAUGCAAGGUCUCAACUAACUCAACAUAAAUUGAAUGGAUUUCAGUGUAAAGCCCUCCCUAUCACGAGUGCCACGAGCACUCUCUAAAUCGAAACCUAUCAGUGAACACAUAUUAUAUUCGUACUACUAUAUAUACCGAUCUGACCAGAGAAGGAACGGCGGGGGUAAUGAAGUCGAGGCACAGUCUAGAUUUUAAGCUGAAUGUUUAUGCAUUUUAUAAGGACCCGAUGUCAUCUUUCUCCUCGUGUAGUUGAUUGAGCCCAACAAGAAACCAUUAAAUGUAUACAGCAAUAGAAAUCGUAAUGAAUUUAUAGAUGUACCACAACAGAAGUAUAUAUAUACUAUAUAUCAGCAUAUACAUUUACCAAUAUAUAUACCUAUAUCUCUAUACCUAUGUGUGUGUUGAGUUCAGUAGAGUCAGUUUAAAGAUUAUUUCCCGACUGAGACAAAGCGCGCAGAGUUUUCAAUACAUUUAAACAGAGGAGAAACAAAACAAAAAACCAAGGAAAAACUUAUACAAAUAUAGGCAACUAAAUCUAUAACGAAAAAAACUGAACAAUGACAAAUAAUGAACAUACGUGUGUAAUAUUUUAAUUUUGAUAUUAAAAGCAAACAAAGUAUUUAUCAUUUGCAUGCAUGAACUGUUAUUGUUUCGCGCUUCUUUAGAAAUUUAUCUAUACGUAAUCUACGAAUCGAAAAUAAUGUAGUGAGUAUGGAAGUUGUUUUAACAAAGCUGAACUUGGCAAAGAAAGACACCAUAUCGAGUAGUUAUAACAAUUUUAAGACAUAACCCCUAAAUGUAUUUAAACAUAUGUACACCUAGAAACUUUCCAAUAGAUUCAGUGAAUUCAAAAUUUACAGCGACUUCCGAAAACGAUUUUUUUUAGUUUUGUUUCUGGUGGCAAAGACAGCAUUUAUUUCAAAGCAAGUUUAGGCGUGAUAAACAUUGAUUUAUUCGGAAGGGGUUAAAUUAAGAGAAACAUACUUGAAAAGUAGAAAACAAUUUCGAUUAUAAGGGAAUCAAAUAAAUUCGGGCAAGCUUUUUAUGAGCGAGGCCGAACAGAACUAUAUAGACACACGAAACUGAGAAAUCAAAAUGCAAAAUAUACGUACACACAUAUAUACCGAGCGUACACACAUAAACAAACAUAAAUAUUUAAUAUCGACGUACCGCAAGGGAAGCACAAACAGAAGAGCAUAUGAUAAAUUCAAAGAAAAAAUAAAACAAAUUCAUCUUGGACGAGCGUAUUAAAAAUGUAUACAAAUAUGCGUAUUUAUGUAUGUGUAAAAUAAAUGUAACUACAACUCUCAACUAAUCUGCAAACUCACAUUCAGAUGCACGAGCAUCCUGUGUUUAAAUGGUAUUUGUGUUUGAAAUCAAAUUGAAAUCGAAUCGACAUAAAUAAACCGAAACCAACUAAGGCAUUUCAAAACA